AUGAUAGGUUUUGUGUUAACAUUAUUUGCUAGUUUAUAUAUAUGUGAUAGUGCCAAAAUAAACACUCCAAGAGUCCUCUUACCUUGGUUUGAAAAUUUGUACGUAAAUUUUACUUUCGAAAUCAUUGAAGGAGGCUGUUAUAAAUGGAGUUUGUCUCGCGAUGACAUCAUCGAUCUUGAAGCCCUUUACGAUGAUACUUGGGGUCACUGUUCUCGAGCUGCUCGAGUUACAGUCUCUAAAACAUGUAUACCACCCGGAUCAGUUAUUAUUUUAGCUGAAGAAGUGAAUACCGGCGAGAUACUGCGAGGUGAUGUUGAUAUUGAUCAGAUAAGUUUAUUGAAAGUAGCAAGCACAACUUGGAAGUUGUUUUUGGAAGAGGCACCGGAAGCUUUUGAAGUUGUAGCUUAUGAUGACCAAGGGAACAAAUUUUCAUCACUUGAAGGAAUCAGUUUUACUUGGACUAUUCAGAACCUUGGCAAGAACUAUGGAGAAGAUCCUUUAGUCACACUAGUUCGUUGGCAUGAUACAGACUACGAAGCUCCACCAGGCAUAACAGAAUUGGAAUCAAAGGGUCUAAGAUCACAUUCAGUGCUCCUGUAUGGGCAGGCAAUGGGAGAGUGCCAGGUGACAGUUUGCAUUGGGAAUAUAUGCACAGACUUUAAUUUGCAAGUUGUUGCUAGUGUUGUAUUAUACCCUGCUACUGCUGUUGUUGCCCCUGGUGACACAUUGCGAUACAAAGUUGUAAGAAUGCGUGCAGGCAAGCUCACUGUACAAAAUGUUGUAGACACAUUAUACAGUUUAAGAUUGCCAGAAAAUAGUAUUGCAAAACUUGAGGACGCUAUAAGCUUGGUGAGAGGCACUGAUAUUGGUUCCACCACUGUCUUAUUAAUGUCAGGAACAACUGAAGUAGCUACUGCUUUAUUAACUGUGGCUGAACCACACAGCAUUAGAGUUACUCUGAGGCCAGCAAACUUAGUUGUGUAUGUGGAAGGAGAAGCUAAUAUUGAUUUAUUAAGAUCAACCGAGAAUGGUACAAUAACUCAUGCAGUGGCUCAGAAUGAAGGGCCAUUUACAGUAACAGCAAAAUUGUACUCCAUUGCUGGUAGAACAUUAAUGACAAAGGUGGAAGGAGAGGUGUCAGCAAUUGCAGUAGAGCCAUUAGAAAUUGUACCACCAGAACUAUUCAUUGCUUGGAGUGAUAGCCCUCAGGAAAUAAAACUGAAACAUCGCGGCGGGGGUGACGAACCAGUGACAUGGUCUGAAAGUGAAACGGUGCUGCAAUCACAUGCUGCUUUCUCGCUCACAACUACGGGCGUUGCUACCGUGCGUGGUGUUGGUCAAUUGGACGUCAAAGUACACUUGAAGAAGUACCCACACGUCCAUGCUAAUGGCAGGAUCUGGUCUGCGGUACCAGAAUUAGUCCAAGUAUCAAGUUCAGGUCACGCACGUAUCGGCAGACCACAUCACUUACACAUUGCCUUAACUGCCACUCAUCCUUCUACUGGGGAGCUAUACAAUUUCCAAAUAUGUAAUUGCGCAUCCUUCGCCGUUUCCUUGCUUGAGGGUCCCGAACCACAGAAUGUGACAGCAGCUACGUGGGUGCAGCCUGUAGAGGGCGCGUGCUGCGUGCUGGAGUGCGUGUGGGGCGCGCGCGGCGUGUCGCUGGUGCGGGUGUCGCGGGGGCGCGCGGGGGAUGCGGCGCGGGUGGCGGUGCGCGCCGCGCCACGUCUGCACUGGCCGCCGCACGCCGCCGCACUGCUCUCCGCCACCGCGCCGGUGCUAGCUGAGGGAGAAGCUCUAAUUCCAUCGUCGAGCGACUCGCGUGUCGCAGACCUUGUAUACCGAGACGGGCCGUCGCCUCAUAAACAUCCAGAGUUACAACUGUUCACCUUCAAGUGCCGUAGAAAAGGCGAUGCCCGACUGGAAAUAGCGUCUCAGUCUGAUGAUGAGCGUGAAUCAGUGGAGUUAGAGGUGGCUUGCGCCCCGCACGUGUCCAGGAUACGUUUGGAGCCGCCUGCCAGCCCAGGCAACUGUUCGGGAGGGCCAAAGUUAUGGCUACGUCCAGGUCAAGAGGUUAUUGUAAAGGUGACCUUAAUGGAUGCAAUCGGACGAGAACUAUUAGACGAGCAUGGUCCAAGAGUGACAUGGGAAGUUGAACCGCAUCACGCGGGGAUAGAGUUCAAAGCUGUUGAUCGACUGUUUGUCGAAACUGAUCCAGAAUAUGCGCCAGUUCCUGUGCCGCAUAAGUAUUACCAGUUGGUGGUGGCUGACAAUCAAGCUAUAGGAUGGUCGGGCACAAUUAAAGCCAGCAUUCCAGAGGCGUCGGCGUCUAUUCAAGCAAGAGUUGUAGCACCGUUGCAAUGCGAUCCCACGAAGGUGAGCGUCGCGUGGGAGGGCGAGACGGCGGCCGGCGUGGCGGCGGUGAGCGGCGGCAGCGGCCGCUACGGCGUGCAGGCGGCCAAGGGCGUCGCCGCCGCCGUGGAGGGCGGCGCGCUCGUCGUGGCCGCGCCCGCGCCCGGCAACUACGACCUGCUGGUGGCCGACCUGUGCGUGCACGGGGAGCGGCAGCUCGUCGAGGUGAACGUCGAAGAGGUGGUCAGCGUGGAGGUGGUGGCGGCGCGCGCGGUGCCCGUGGGCGGGUGCGUGCCCAUAAGCGCAGUCGCGAGGGGCGUGUCGCGGCGCUACCUCGGCGCCUCGCGGCCGCCGGAGUGGCGCGCCGCAGGCCACGUGGCGGUCAGAGACGGCCAGCUGUGCGGCCUCGCCGAGGGCGGCGGCCGCGUGCGCGCCUCGCUUGCCGGCCUCUGGAGCCCCGACCUCGAGGUGGUUGUGUUCCCGGCGCUCCGCGUGGUCCCGGAGAGGGCGCGGCUGCCGCCCGGCGCCAGGCUCCAGCUGCGGCACGCGGGCGGGCCCCCCUCGCACCUCGCCGACCUGCACUACCACCUCGCCCCGCCCUCCCCCUCCGCCUCGGCCCCCGCCCGUCUCGACGUGUCAUCGACUGGUUUAGUGCAUGGACUUUCAAUGGGAACUGCUCGUGUAAGGCUCGUGGCGACCGACAUAGCUAACGUCGAAAUGGCCAGUGCAGAAGCGGAAAUUGAGGUUGUUCCAAUUUCUGGUCUCCGAGUACGGGCGUCGACGCAGACCCUGCUUGUUGGGUCGCCUACCCCAGUGUGGGUGGAAGCAUCCGGGCUGACUGCGGCUGCGUUGUCCGCCGUGCAGCCGCCGCCGCGCGUUUCCUGGACGAUUCGAGACGCGACCAUCGCGAGACUUUACACUGGACACGUGGAUGAUUUGCUGGAGAGGUCCGUUGCAGAAGGGCUGUCUGUGAGGGUGGUGCCAUUAAAACCGGGUGUCAUAACAAUUGAUGUGCGAGUUCGAAAUAUGGGACAGGUAGCCGAGACCCGAUCGUGGGACAGCACCAUCGAGAUCCUCGGCGUUUCGGACAUCCGAGCAUCCGUCGAGGGCCGGCCGGGCGAGCUGGCCGCCGGGGGCCGGCUGGCCGUGGCGGUGGGCGCCUCGCUGCGGCUGAAAUCGCUGCCCAGAUGCGCCUGGGCCUCGUACGGCGAGGGCGUCCAAAUCACCCCCGACGGCGAACUGACAGCCCUGAGGCCCGGCCACGGGGUGCUGGUCGCCCAGCACAAGGACGAAAGGAACAACAUAUAUAGGGAAACCAUCGUCCACGUGGAGGCGUCGGUGCCCCGCUACUGCACCGCGGAGCCGUCGGGCGAAGCGGACGACGCCGCGCUGCGGCUGGUGCUGCGGAACAAUCUAGGGAGGGCGCUGCUCGCACCGGAAGCGAACGUGUCCGUAGCGUCGCCCGUUUCGACGCACAUCAGACGUGCCGCUAGCAGCGUGACAGGCAGCGAAAUAAUAUUUACCGGGUUGGAUGCUUUGGGAGUUUUCACCAAAUUCCAGGCUACCGCAAGUGGAGUCACCGUCACGGACGAGGUUAUGGUCGUCGGCUCUGAAUCCUACGCCAAUCGAAUUGUUGCCGGCGGCAGCUGGGCGGUGUGCCUGGAGGGGGUCGGAUGGCGCUCCGCCGGCGGCGUGGGGCUCCAUCCCGGCAACGGCGUCACCUUGGCGGUGCUGCUGCGCGACGCCCCCGCCCGCCACUCGCUGCGCCAGGAGCGGCCGCCCGCCGCCCUCACCAUACACCAGGCGCCCCUCGACAAGAUGGAGUUUCUUCCCGGGGAGUGGCCUUCAUCAAUGGUCCCAUUAGCCUUCGAGGCAACUGGCCUAACUUCAGGCCCAUUACUGUGUACUGAAGAGCAGAAAUAUGCAUUGGAGGGAAUAGAAGUGGAGCUUCCUUAUAUAUGCCGUACUAAAGCUCCAUAUACAGCUCAGCCUGUGCUUGACAUACCUAAUGGCCAGCUGGGUUGCUCAAUAAUACCGGCGACGCCUAUAGUUGAGCCGUCAGAAAUAGAGUUGUGCGCCGAAUGGGGUGCAAAGAGGACCUGCACGAGGGUCCAACUGCUGCCGCCAAUACGGGUGUCGAGUAACAAGGUGUCCUUGGCUGAAUCGCCGGCUGCAUUCACCGUAACGGGCCACCACCAGGCGCUGAAACUGGUCAAGCUGACCACAUCGCCCGGAUUGAAGCUUGACGUGUCGUCGAAAGACGGUGAAAUAACCGUUACCGUUAAAAGCGAAACAACCGUGUGCGGUGUUGGACUUGUGCACGUCAUCUCAAGGUUGACAGCGCAAGACGUCACCGUUGAAGUGGAGAUGGAGUGCGAUAUCGGUUGCGGGACGCUGCUCGGCGCCAUUUUCUCGCUGCUAAAGCCGUAUUUGCCCUCGUUAAUGACGAUUGUCGCCAUCGCAGCCGCAUAUCUGUAUGUACAACAGCGGCUGCAGCGCAAGGGCCAGAUCCGCUUGCCGGAGGCGCCGCCAUCGCAGAGCGUGCUGCCGCCGCAGUCGCCGGCAGCGCAGCCCCGCGCCCGCACGUGGUCGCGCAGCCCGUACUCCACCAACGGGCCCAACAUGCCCAACAUGCCCGUCUACGGCGAUGCGAGCGUGCUGCCCGACAACAGUUUCUCCCCGAACACCACCCGAAUGCACUCGAGAUUCCUA
This is a messenger RNA of Iphiclides podalirius (scarce swallowtail), 5064 nucleotides long. NCBI's taxonomy places the organism in Eukaryota, Metazoa, Arthropoda, Insecta, Lepidoptera, Papilionidae. The record is from the annotation of a GenBank genome assembly.